This is a messenger RNA of Colletotrichum chrysophilum, 1413 nucleotides long. RefSeq lists its product as uncharacterized. Gene Ontology annotation, molecular function: FAD binding. The record is from RefSeq and is a predicted model, not a curated record. The coding region runs from base 1 to 1413 and encodes 470 amino acids. The transcript is spliced from 3 exons. NCBI's taxonomy places the organism in Eukaryota, Fungi, Ascomycota, Sordariomycetes, Glomerellales, Glomerellaceae.
AUGCCUGACAAGGUGUUCUUCCCUGACUCGACCGACUAUACGGAUCGCAUGAGUACAUACUGGUCCGUCAGUGCAGCUCUCAACCCGUGGUGCAUCGCUCAGCCAUCGUCUGCCGAGGAUGUGUCUGCCAUCAUCAAGACAUUGGUCGCCAAUGACUGCACAUUUGGCGUUCGUGGUGGGGGUCACGGAGCCUUUGCCGGGUCGAACAGCGUUGAGGAUGGUGUGACUAUCGACUUUGGGUACAUGAACGGCACCACCUACAACCCGGACACCAAGCUCGCGUCCAUCCAGCCCGGUGGCCAUUGGCAAACCGUCUACGACACCCUCGCGCCCCACGGCGUCGUCGUCACCGGCGGCCGGGCCGGAACUGUGGGCACCGGUGGCUUCAUCACCGGCGGCGGCAACUCGUUCCACUCGGCAUCCCACGGCAUGGCCGCCGACAACGUGGCAAACUUCGAGGUGGUUCUCGCCGACGGCUCCAUCGUCAACGCCAACGCGACCUCCAACCCCGACCUCUGGCAGGGCCUGAAGGGCAGCGGCGCCAACCUCGGCCUCGUCACUCGCUUCGACAUGUACGCCAUCGAGUUCCCCGACCCAACGAACCCCGUCAUCUGGGGCGGCAACAUCUUCUACGACCUCAGCUCCGGCCCGAAGGUCGUCGAUGCCCUGGUAGACUUCACGGAGAACGUCUACAAGGACGAGAACAGCUCGUCCAUCAUGUACUGGGUGUACCUGCCCUCGGCGGGCGGCAUGUUCCUCAACGCUGCGAUUGAGAACGCCUUGGGCGAGGUGAGACCCACGGCAUUUGAUGGAUACUUUGCCGCCGGCAACAUCACGCAGGACACCACUAAGCUUGACCUCAUGUCCAACGUUUCCAAUGAGCUCGGCCAAGGUCAGCCUCCUGGUUUCCGAAACGCCUGGUUCACCUUGGCCUUUGACAAUGACGCUCGCAUCAUCAACUACGCAGCUGACAAGCAUUACACACUCGUUGCGGAUCUGGAGGCGGCUGUCGGCGUCGAGUCCGGCUUCAACACCCUCUGCAUGUUUCAACCGAUCACCAAGUCUAUCGUUGAGAAGGGCGUCCAGAACGGAGGCAACAUCAUGGGUCUGGACCAUUACAUCCAGAGGGGCAAUGGCAUCAUGUUUCUGCUUACGUUCGCCAUCAACGGUGCUGACAAGGAGGCGAUUGCAUUCCCUCUGAUCAAGGCUUACAUUGACGACGUGGAGGCCCACGCGGUCUCUCUGGGCGUCGCAUGGGAGUGGAAGUACCUCAACUAUGCCCACAAGGUGCAAGAUGCCAUUUCAACCUUUGGAGAGGCUGCUGUUUCUAAGCUCAAAGCCGCUUCUGCCAAGUAUGAUCCGACUGGUGUUUUCCAGAACCUCCGUCGUUCAGGGUUCAAAAUUCCUGUCUGA